AAGCUUAAUUUGCUCGUCGCAACAAUUAAUAGCGAGUAGCUUUACUGAUUCCAGCACUGAUCCUUCUGUGCCUGCCACGGUGCAUGUUUGCUUAACACCUACUCUCUCUGGAAAUUCGUUCGCUUUCCCCAGAACCUUCAUUCUCUGGACAAUUCUAUCAACCGAGAUGAAGAGGGGAAAUUUGAGGAUCCAAAACAAGAGCCGAUAGAAUUACGAGAAUGGUGGAAAAAAGUAUGUACAAAAAGUUGUGUAGUUGAGGACCCUUGUUUCCAUUUUACGUGUCCCUGGACAAUUUCCAGCGGUGAGAAAUAUGUUUUUUAUUCUUUUAAAGUUGUUAAAUGUGAAUUAAAUGAUGGUGGUGGAAAAUAAGCAAUUCUUGAAGAGCCAUGGAGUUUGACUUCUGUUGAAAUGGUGAAAUCUGUUUUAAAUGUUUUGAGUUUUGUUUCCCACACAAGCUUUCAAGCCAUUAACUUGGGAUGACCCUCUUGCAGCUAACCUUUAUUGUCUCCAAGUUAUGCUACCAUAUUUGACUUGUCAAGAUGUCAACACGAGCUUCUACAGAUGUUAGCCUCAAUAAAGCUGUUCCAGAAAAUAGAUGCUCGCGAGCUUCUUAUUUUGUGUGAAGGGCAGAUAAAGGGCUGAUUGAUAUUUUUUAUUCCUUGUUUCCUGUCCACCGAAUGUCAAGAGAAUAUAGAUGUUAUCCGAUGGUUUCAUUUUGUAUAUUUGCAUAGAUGAAACACAUGAAGAGUGUCACGAGUGACAACCCUUCUACUUCCCCUGGCAAUAAAAUGAAGAAACCUGGAGGCCAUAAAAAUUAUUCUAAUAAAGACGACAAUGUGCAAAAUGAUCUUUGGACAGAUGGGCUCAUUUGUGCUUUUGAAUUCGUCUGGGGGCCAAAAAAAUCAAUUCAUUCAAGAUCUCGUUCGAAGAUCCCAUCACGAUGGCAAGUGGAUGGUGAAGAUUUAAAGAUGCAAGUGCCUGCAAAUGGAAAAGCUGAGUCUUCUUCCCCGACAAUAGAUGGGAACAAACUAUUAGAGUUGUAUUCCUUAAAAGAACUUGGAAGCAACGAGACUUCUUCUUUUGAUGACUACAAAUAUGUUCAGACCCAUCAAUCAAGCCAAUGCCAGGGUAUAGAAAGACUUGAAGGUAGUCAUUGGGUACCAAUUGGCUGGGCUAGAAUUUCAGAACUUGUUAAAACUGUGCAAGUGGAUGCUGAACUGUCCUUGCCGGAGUUUGAGUCCAUAGAUGAUGACUUAACUGUUGCAGAUCUAGCAGCUCCCUAUUGGGAACGUCCAGUAGGGCCCAUAUGGUGGUGCAAUGUGUCUGCAGGUCACCCCUCGGUUCAGGCAUGGCUCAGCAAUUGUCAGCUGUUACAUCCAACUGUAAGUUUAGCUCUAAGAGAUGAAAGUAUCCUAACUAGCGAGAGGAUGAAGCACCUUUUGUAUGAGGAGCUGCUUUCUUCUGGAGGUUAUAAUGCACCAAGAACAGUGCAUGAAGUCAUUGCACAUUUGGCUUGCCGCCUUACUCGAUGGGAUGAUAGGCUAUUUCGUAAAGACAUAUUUGGGGCAGCAGACGAGAUUGAAUUGAAGUUCAUGGACAGGAGAAACCAUGAAGAUAUGCAACUCUUUAGUGUAAUUCUCAACCAAGAAAUUAGAAAGUUAUCGAGACAGGUGAUCAGAGUGAAGUGGUCACUUCAUGCAAGAGAAGAGACUGUAUUUGAACUUCUCCAACAUUUGAGAGGAAAUGUGGCAAGAAGCUUGUUAGAGGGAAUAAGAAAAAGUACAAGAGAAAUGAUUGAGGAACAAGAGGCUGUUCGUGGCCGCCUGUUUACCAUUCAAGAUGUGAUGCAAAGUACUGUUCGUGCAUGGCUGCAGGAUAAAAGCCUUCGAGUAACCCAUAAUCUUGCUGUUUUUGGGGGCUGUGGCCUUGUUCUUUCUAUCAUCACUGGGUUAUUCGGGAUCAAUGUUGAUGGAAUCCCAGGAGCAGAGAGUACACCAUAUGCAUUUGGUUUAUUUGCAGCGAUCCUCUUCUUCUUGGGAUUUGUACUAAUUGUAGUUGGACUGGUUUAUCUUGGGUUCAAGAGGCCUGUUAAGGAGGAACAGGUUGAAGUUAGGAAGCUGCAGCUGGAAGAGUUGGUUAAGAUGUUUCAGCAUGAGGCAGAGACUCAUGCUCAAGUUCGUACAAGAUUUUCUCGGAAUAGCUUGCCCCCAACUGCUGGUGACAUAUUAGAUGAUGUGGAUUAUGUUCUCAUACAAUGAUUAUAUGCUUGUUCUAUACAUUCUGCACCACUGGGCAGUGACCAGGCUCCUGACCC
Molecule: messenger RNA, 2314 nt
Organism: Juglans microcarpa x Juglans regia
Lineage: Eukaryota; Viridiplantae; Streptophyta; Magnoliopsida; Fagales; Juglandaceae
Exons: 7
Coding region: 732-2258 (508 amino acids)
Biological process (GO): metal ion transport; transmembrane transport
Cellular component (GO): membrane
Molecular function (GO): metal ion transmembrane transporter activity
Source: RefSeq, a predicted model, not a curated record